Fundulus heteroclitus (mummichog) is the source of this 4659-nucleotide messenger RNA. RefSeq names its product calcium/calmodulin-dependent protein kinase 1Da (gene camk1da). Gene Ontology annotation, biological process: peptidyl-serine phosphorylation. The transcript is spliced from 11 exons. Gene Ontology annotation, molecular function: calcium/calmodulin-dependent protein kinase activity; ATP binding; calmodulin binding. The record is from RefSeq and is a predicted model, not a curated record. Gene Ontology annotation, cellular component: intracellular anatomical structure; cytoplasm. Bases 255 to 1562 code for a protein of 435 amino acids. NCBI's taxonomy places the organism in Eukaryota, Metazoa, Chordata, Actinopteri, Cyprinodontiformes, Fundulidae.
GAGAGAGAGAGCAGCGGGAGCCUGCAGGGAUACGGACUGCAGGAGGACUCACAUGGUCCUGCUGCAGCGGAUCAGACCCCACCGGAACUCUCUAAAACCUCUGCCUCUCAACUUCUCCCCCACUUUUUUUUUUUUUUUUUUAAAAAGCAGCUUUCAUCGUUGCGUUUUUUCUUUUUUUUUUUUCUUUUGUGAAGACAUUCCCUCCUUGCAUCCUCGCGGCGCGCAGCCCGACUUGCGGCCGGUGAACCAGCGUCAUGGCUCGGGAGAACGGAGACACCGGCAGCGGGGAGACGUGGAAGAAGCAGGUCGAUGACAUCAAGAAGAUCUUUGAUUUUAAAGAAGUCCUCGGAACAGGGGCGUUUUCCGAGGUGGUUCUGGCCCAGGAGAAGCUGACCGGCCGCAUGUUCGCCGUCAAAUGCAUCCCCAAGAAGGCUCUGAAGGGGAAGGAGAGCAGCAUCGAGAACGAGAUUGCCGUGCUGAGGAAGAUCAAGCAUGAAAACAUCGUGGCUCUGGAGGACAUCUAUGAGAGUCCGGACCACCUCUACCUGAUCAUGCAGCUGGUGUCUGGCGGAGAGCUGUUUGACCGGAUCGUGGAAAAAGGAUUUUACACGGAGAAGGAUGCGAGCACGCUGAUCCGACAAGUCCUGGACGCCGUAAACUACCUGCACAAGAUGGGGAUCGUGCACCGGGACCUGAAGCCUGAGAACUUGUUGUAUUUUAAUCCACAAGACGAGUCCAAGAUCAUGAUAAGUGACUUCGGCCUAUCAAAGAUGGAGGGCAGUGGCGACGUCAUGUCCACAGCCUGUGGGACCCCAGGAUACGUGGCUCCAGAGGUUCUUGCACAGAAGCCGUACAGCAAGGCGGUGGACUGCUGGUCCAUUGGAGUGAUCGCCUACAUUCUGCUGUGUGGUUAUCCUCCAUUUUAUGAUGAGAACGAUUCCAAGCUGUUCGAGCAGAUCCUUAAAGCCGACUACGAAUUUGACGCACCUUACUGGGAUGACAUAUCAGAUUCAGCCAAGGACUUUAUCAGCUGUCUGAUGGAGAAAGAUCCGACCAAGAGGUUCACCUGCGACAUGGCCCUCAGACAUCCCUGGAUCGCUGGGGACACGGCGCUCUGCAAAAACAUUCACGAGUCAGUCAGCCGGCAGAUCAGAAAGAACUUUGCCAAGAGCAAAUGGAGGCAAGCGUUCAAUGCCACCGCUGUGGUGCGGCAUAUGAGGCGACUGCAACUUGGCAGCAGCAUGGGCAGCAGCAUGGACGCCUCCAACCCCAGGCCGAGCCAGACGCCGAGGCCGGCGCAAAACCCGGGCCAAGCGGGCCAGAACCAAGCCGCUCCGAGCCAGAACAGUGGCCAGGCGGCGCAAAGCCAGGGCGCCAACAGCAACGCCGGCAAGAACUCCUCCAUAGAUAACAACUUAGCCGCUCCACGCAAGGAAUGUCUCCCUGCACCCGUCACCCCCUGCAGCCUGGCGUCCGCAGCCUCCUCCCCCGCUGCGGGAACGGAGCUGAACCGGCCCCACCCGUCGGCGGUGCCCGCGCCCAUGAUGACGGAGACCAAGUGACGCCAGGUCCCGCGGGGCACCAGCUGGGAGGCCACAGCGCUGUGAGAGAGCGAGAGAGUCCCAAAUCGAAAAAUAAAAAUGUGAAAGGGACGACCAGAAGGGAGAGGGCGAUCACACCCUUCGUCGUCCCUCCCACUCUUGGAUGCAUUCUCUCUUGGAUGUGCCGCCCAACUAGUUCCCCGCCCUGCUCGAAGAAGAGCAGAGGACUUUAUUACCUCCAACCCUUUACGAUUCAAGCCACCAUUGCCAUACUUUUACGCCCACCAGGAUAGCUUGCAGGAUUCUUCUUGUAGCAACAAAGCAUCCACUGACUCCCGCUGAGGAAGCUUGCACGGUCGGCUGCAACCUACAAGCGGGGACUCCUGGCGCAUCCGGUGGCAUCAUUGCUAUUCGGCGUCAGUCAACUUCCCUCUGGAAUCUGGGCUAUCCUGUUUCAAUUUAUUCCGAUUUUUUUUUUUUGUUAUUCAACUUUUGACUGUUGGCAACUGGAUUGUUUCAUUCUUUAUCCUUGCGGAUGAUUUUAAAGCUGGCAUGUGUAACUUUCAGUUGACAAAGCAUUGUCAGAUGAAUAUUGCCACUUUGGUACAAUUACUGUAAAUAAGCCAUAGCGGAGAUAAUUAACAAGGAGUCAGUUACUUCAUCGUAAGUUAUGAUGUUGUUCUGUCAGCAUUUCUCUAAAGAAGUGGCUCAUGUCCCAUAAUUCCAUGGUCCCGUUUCACCAUCACUACAUUCUGUGUUUUGAAUAUUGAUGCAAAAUACAGGCUGACUGUCUCCUGUGCAACAAGCUCCCUUCGUUUACGCAGUUUUGACCGGCUUUGACAAUGAUACGUCUGGGUGGAAGUCCUACACUUGGCAUCUUUAAAAGCAUUUGUAUGUGUCCUUACAGGUUUGUUUUCAACGUACCACGUGACUGUCGGGAUGUGGAAAACACGAGUAUGCGCUUUAUCUUUUUUUGCACAGGGAAGGUCAGACAUGUCGCUGACGAAUGAGCUGCCAUGCACAUGGAUUUAUCAGACGGAUAAAAAAAAAAAAGAUUGUAACCCUAUAAAAACAAACGGAUGUCUUGUAACGGUUGGUAAUUGUGUAAAGUUGUUUCAUUUGUUGAAUGAUUUUCUUUUUUAAUCGCCCCUUUAAGCGAGACACGUAGGAUACUAUGAACGAUGCAGUAAAAGGGAGAGAAACAAGAUAGAUCUGUGUUUACUGGCAAACCGUCUCCACACUGGAAUGUUAAGUCAAUAUAAAUGGCCAUUUGAGUUCCCCAAUGGGUCACAGUGACCCACAAACAGUGCGAGGAACUCGUACCCCUUGAGCUUUUUCACAUUUUUUACACAUUACAACAACAAACAUCCAUCUGAAAAGUGUGCCGUGCCUAUUGAUUCAGUCUGCUGUCGUUCAGUUGGGGACGCGGAUUCAAUUAUUCUUUGCUGAAGAGAAAAGUGACCCCACAUCAUGAUGCUGCCACCGCCGUGUCUCCCCAGCACCGCGUGUUGGUAGUCAUUUUCUAGUCUUCUGAAGACAGUUGGGGUUACUUCCAGGAUCUCCUGGUAUUCUGCUCCAUCCAUCUUCCCGUCGACUGACCAGCUUCCCUGCGCUUUCUGAAGAAAAGCCUCCCCACAUGGUGAUGCUGCCGCCGCCACGUUUCACCGCCCAUGGUUGAUUUUUCUGGUCUUCCGAAGCCAAUUGAUUGGACUGAUCCAAGGACUCUCCUGUAUUUCAAUGCAUCUUUAUUUCCAACAACUCUGAUCGUCUUCUGUGUCCUGGCUUAAAGAAUAUCAUCCCCUCACCAUGAUUAUGCCACCACCGUAUUUCAUCAGUCAUGAUGUGAGCUGUUAAUUGUCUAGUCUUCAAAAAGGUCAUUCAUCGGACUACUUCUAGGAUUUGUCUACAUUUAUCUCCAUCUAGCUUUCCUUCAGCUCUGAUCAGCUUCCUUCUGGCUGACAAAAACAAGCAUCCCCCCAUCAUGUUGAUGCCGCCGCAGGUUUAUGAUGAAAUUAAAUUGCACAUGGGGGGUAUUGUAGUUACUAAUAAGGUGACUUCUGAAGCAAUUGGCUUUAUGGAAAGUGUGAAAAAGUUUAAGGGGUGUGAAUGCUUUCUGGAUGUACUGCGGCCCCUAGAAGGCGAAUGAAUACAUGCGAGAUGGGCAGGAAACCAUUUGCGACGAUCAGGAUUGUGUUGUACCUGCCGGUCCUACGCCGUCCAACGAAGCCAUGUUCUCACCUUCUUGUUCUUUAAGCUGUGCCCAGUUCAGAAGUCCUCAGGGAAAUCUGCAGCUGCACUGUGAGCUGGCUAACACUAGUUUCCUCUUGUUUUUUUGUUUUUUUUCAUGGUCGAUCACAGUAGAAGAGUUGUGGGAGCGGUUAGGGUUAAUGAUCCAAGGAUCUGAGCUCAUUUCUUGUCCCAUUGUAUUAGUGAUGUGUAAUAUCAACUUUGGAAAAGACAAAAGUAGUCCUUUCGGCUUUGGACUUCUUCAAACUAUUACCUGAUUAGAUACAGGCUAGUUGUUGUUGUUUUUUUAUCAGUUUUUUGUUUGUUCUUUCAAUGGACUUAAUAGCUUAGCUUCUUUCCUGUAAGUUUUCACAGUAUUUUUUUUUUUUUACUAUUACAUUUUUAAUGGUCCCGAUUAAACAAGCCAACUGGUAGUAUUAAGUUUUCAAACAUAAUUCAAAAACUGUUCACUGCCGGGGUGCUUGCUCUUAACACACGUCAGUUUGUUAUGUCCUUAUUAGAUGCAAAUUUUAUAACCCUUUAUUAUGAAUUGUAGCCAAAGACUUGUGUUUGCUUCUAAGACAAAUUGAUUCACGUUGAAGUGGUUAGGUAGUUAGAGGAUUCUGAGGUGACGUAGUUCAGAACACAAGCUAAACCUAAGGGCUGAACUCCAUCUGCAAACCAAUCCAGACACCUAUUGACCUUUACAUCCCUUCUUUUGCCAUAUAUCUUUAUUAUCUACACAGUCGUGCUGCUAAAAGAAGAGAGGAAAAAGGGCUCUCAGUCCUUGCUUUAACCUGUCUCUGUGGAUCAAAAUGCAAGCCCACCACAUCGUGUGUGUUUGGGCUGACCUGCCCUGCCCUGAAGUUGAUUAAAGAGGACCAGAAUGAGA